Molecule: messenger RNA, 1093 nt
Organism: Passer domesticus (house sparrow)
Lineage: Eukaryota; Metazoa; Chordata; Aves; Passeriformes; Passeridae
Product: very-long-chain enoyl-CoA reductase-like
Biological process (GO): very long-chain fatty acid biosynthetic process
Molecular function (GO): oxidoreductase activity, acting on the CH-CH group of donors
Source: RefSeq, a predicted model, not a curated record
GUCCUGAUUGGCCGCGCCCAGCCACGCGCGCGGCGCCGAUUGGCCGCGCCGCGGGCCCCGCCCCCCGCGGGGCUGAGGGGCGGGUCACGUGGGGGCGGCGGGGGCGGCGGGAGCGGCGGAGCGCAGCGGCCAUGAAGCACUACGAGGUGGAGAUCCUGGACGCGCGCAGCAGGGAGAAACUGUGCUUCCUGGACAAGGUGGAGCCUCAGGCCACGGUGGCCGACAUCAAAAACCUGUUCAGCAAGAGCCAUCCCCAGUGGUACCCGGCGAGGCAGUCCCUGCGCCUGGACCCCAAGGGGCGCUCGCUCAAGGACGAGGACGUGCUGCAGUCGCUGCCCGUGGGCACCACGGCCACGCUCUACUUCCGGGACCUGGGGGCGCAGAUCAGCUGGGUCACGGUGUUCCUGACGGAGUACGCGGGCCCCCUGCUCAUUUACCUGCUGUUCUAUUUCCGGGUGCCGUUCCUGUACGGGCCCCGCUACGACUUCACCGCCAGCCGGCACCGCGUGGUCCACCUGGCGUGCUGCUGUCACUCGUUCCACUACGUCAAGCGGCUGCUGGAGACGCUCUUCGUGCACCGCUUCUCGCACGGCACCAUGCCCCUGCGCAACAUCUUCAAGAACUGCACCUACUACUGGGGCUUCGCGGCCUGGAUGGCGUACUACAUCAACCACCCGCUGUACACCCCGCCAGCCUACGGUGACGAGCAGGUGAAGCUGGCGCUGGCCGUGUUCCUGUUCUGCCAGCUCGGGAACUUCUCCAUCCACGUGGCCCUGAGGAACCUGCGGCCCGCGGGCUCCAAGACGCGGAAGAUCCCGUACCCCACCCGCAACCCCUUCACGUGGCUCUUCCUGCUCGUGUCCUGCCCCAACUACACCUACGAGGUCGGCUCCUGGAUCGGUUUCACCAUCAUGACCCAGUGCCUGCCCGUGGCGCUGUUCUCGCUGGUGGGGUAUGUGCAGAUGGCGAUCUGGGCUCAGGGCAAGCACCGCAGUUACCUGCGCGAGUUCCGCGACUACCCCCCGCUGCGCUCGCCCAUCGUGCCCUUCCUGCUGUGACACCGUGGGGACACCUCGGGGACAGCCCGGGGACA